AUGAAACUACCCAUCAUCCCAAAAAAGGUCAAGAAGCUAUGGGAUGCUUGGGAUCUGCGUGUGUGCAUCAUCACCAGCCUCUCACUUCAGGCUUUCCUUCUGUUGUUGGCACCCUUUCGACAGCGGUCGACAAGCGGUCUGCUCUUCAAGUCUGUGUGGGCCACAUACUUGCUCGCGGACUGGAUCGCUGCUGUCGCCAUCGGACUCAUCACCAAGAGCCUCGGCGACCCGAAUGACCCCGAAAACAACGACGACCUUUUCGCCUUGUGGGCCUCAUUUCUCUUGAUGCAUCUCGGCGGUCCCGACGGCAUCACUUCUCUGUCUCUUGAAGACAAUGAGUUGUGGCUCAGGCAUUUGUUCGGAUUCUUUUUACAAGUUUUCUCUGCUCUUUAUAGCUUGUAUCUGACACUUACUCAUAACAAGCUGUGGUUUCCUUCUGUCCUUGUGUUUAUUGGAGGAAGCAUUAAGUUUGCAGAGAGAACUUGGGCUCUCCGUCUUGCGAGCUUGGACAGCUUUGGAGAAACUGCUUUGCCAGAUCCCAACCCUGGGCCCGACUAUGAAGAGGCUGUGGCAGAGUACUCUGUGAUGAUGUCCGCACAGUUUUCGACCGUGUCAGGAGGAGGACGAGGGCGAGGAGGAGGAGGAGGCGUUGGAAAUAUUUUAAGCGAACCCAGUUCUGCGCUAGAAGGAUCGGUUCAGCAAAAAUUAGAUGAGAUGAAGCAAUUAGAAGUGGCGUAUUCCCUCUUUGAAAGCUUCAAGGGACUAAUUGUAGGCCUCCUUCUAAGCUCCAAAGACCGAGACUCGAGUCGGAGUUAUUUUCUCCAAGAAAACCCGAUUCGCGCUUUUAGAUUAGCGGAGUACGAGCUGAGCUUCAUGUACCAAGUUCUCCACACGAAGUCCGUUGUGAUACACACCAUACUUGGGUAUGUCUUACGCUGUAUUAGCUUUUUUUCCACUCUUGGUGCGUCUUUGUUCUUUAUUUUUGUUGACAAGAGCGGGUUUGGUAAGUUCGAGGUCGUGGUUACUUACGCCUUGUUCCUGGGAGCCAUUGUCCUUGACGUCAUCUCUAUUGCUAAGCUUGUCUUUUCGGACUGGAUCCUCUUGUUCUUCAAGGAUAGUCCUAUCAUUAAACAUGUUCCCGCUUGGAUUUUGAAAAGAUCAAGGUGGUCUGGCUCUGUGUCACAACAGAACAUGAUAAGCUAUUGCCUACCACCUGCCAUAAACUUCCCAUUCCGCGGAGAGUUGAAUAGCUACCGUCGCGUUUAUGGUGUUACUGAAACGAUCAAAAUGAUGUUGCGCAAUUUCUCACCGUCGGAGAGGGUGCCACAAUAUCUGAAAGUGUUUGUUGUAAAUGAGCUGAAGAACAAAUCCAAGAAUGCAAGCAAUCCAAGAGAUGCAAUGGAGGCGUGCUCGCAGAGAGGACAUUCGGCUCUCUCGCAGAGCACUUCUAGCUAUAUCAAGCUUAAGUGGAGUGUCGGAGAGUUCCAAUAUGCGGAAAGCCUUCUUCUCUGGCACUUAGCCACAGAACUCUGCUACCAUGAGCAUGCCAAUUCAAGUGCCGAUUCGGGGAAAGAUAAAACAAUUUAUAACCUCCUUUGUCAACGUAGUUGUGGAUCAAGUGUUCAUCAAGUCCUCAAACUUACGCAACUUCUUCGUAAAUCAUGCCUUCUUUGCAGCGCAGAUGUAUCAAGUGAUGGUUCGAACGAGGUUGUUGAUUUUAAAAGAACUAGCAAGAUUCUUUCAGAUUACAUGUUCGAUCUUCUAGUUUCCAAGCCAGCAAUGUUGGCCCCGGUUUUAGGAAACUGGAGAGUAGUCUUCCAAGACACUCGUGCCGAGGCCAAGAGGUUCUUCAAGAAGCACAAGCUAUCGUGCCAUUCGCAAGCCUGCAAGAGGAUUUCUUUAGCUAAACCAAAAGUCAGAUCCUCUGCUGUGAAGGGAAACAGAAGCAAGUCCGUUCUCUUCGACGCGUGUAUCCUCGCACAGCAGCUCCAGAAGGAGGCAGAGCAGUGGGAGAUAAUGAGCAGAGUUUGGGUGGAACUCAUGUCAUACGCAGCCAUUAAUUGUAGGCCUUUUGUGCACGCGCAGCAACUAAGCAAAGGAGGAGAGCUUUUGACAUUCACAUGGCUGCUGAUGAACCACUUGGGCUUGGGAUCGCAGUUUGCCGAGCAGGAACUGCAAUCUGGAACGAAAAUGGAGACAAUCAUAGAGUAA
Molecule: messenger RNA, 2211 nt
Organism: Morus notabilis
Lineage: Eukaryota; Viridiplantae; Streptophyta; Magnoliopsida; Rosales; Moraceae
Exons: 1
Coding region: 1-2211 (736 amino acids)
Source: RefSeq, a predicted model, not a curated record